AUGUCAGCAUACAAACAAGCCGGUAUUUCCUUGAACAAGGCCAUGUCCAUUGCCGCCAGAACCGUUAGAGCCGCCUUAAAGCCUGAACUCAAGGCUGGUGCCGAAAGAAGAGGUUUCACUGAAGCCAAGGUCAUCAAGAUCGAAAAGGGUGUACAGGGCGAGGCCAAACUUUUAAACUAA
Messenger RNA from Yamadazyma tenuis ATCC 10573, 180 nucleotides. RefSeq lists its product as uncharacterized. Gene Ontology annotation, biological process: proton motive force-driven ATP synthesis. Lineage: Eukaryota; Fungi; Ascomycota; Pichiomycetes; Serinales; Debaryomycetaceae. Gene Ontology annotation, molecular function: proton-transporting ATP synthase activity, rotational mechanism. The record is from RefSeq and is a predicted model, not a curated record.